Monoraphidium neglectum is the source of this 2859-nucleotide messenger RNA. RefSeq lists its product as hypothetical. Lineage: Eukaryota; Viridiplantae; Chlorophyta; Chlorophyceae; Sphaeropleales; Selenastraceae. The record is from RefSeq and is a predicted model, not a curated record. The transcript has a single exon. Bases 1 to 2859 code for a protein of 952 amino acids.
AUGCGUGACGUCACCAGCGGUCACCUGCUGGACGCGCAGCUGAUGAUGUCAUCGGACGUCAUCGCCGCGGCGGCCGGCGGCGGGCUGGCGCCGAUAGAGCUGGCUCUGAUGCAGGAGAGAAUGGUGGCCAGCGCGGCAAUCGCCAGGGAGGGCCUGGGGGGCAUCGAGCAGCUGCUGCUGGCGUCAUCCUAUGAGCGCCGCGGCGACGGCGGCGGCGACGGCGGGGGCGGGGGCGACGCGUUCGGGCAUGCGGCGGGCAGCGGCGCGGCGGCAGCUGUGGGGCUGUCGGGGGCGCUGCUGCUCGGCGGCGACGGCAGCGGCAGCAGCAGCGGCAACGGCAACGGCAACGGCGGAGGCAGUGGCGGCGGCCACAUCAAUUUUCACGCUGGUUACGGGUGCUCGUCAGCUGUCGCGCACGCAUCUUCGUACCCGUCACUCCUGCGGCCGCCGUUGUCCCCCCAACUGCCAGCGACCUCCCUGCCGGCCGCCUCGCCCCCGGGCAUGCCGCCCCCCAGCCCCGCGGGCGCCGCAUGGCGCCUGCCGCACGCGGGCUCGAUGGGCGCGCCGCCGUCGCCGUCGCUGCCGUCGCCGCCUCAAGGCGGCCGCGCCUUGAUGGCAGCGACCUCCCCACUCUACGGCGGCCCCUCCUCCUCCGCCUCCCCUUCCAAGCUCUUCGCGGCCAUGGGCGCACCCCCGCCGCCCUCCCCCGCAGCCGUCAUCGCGGCCCGCAACGCGGCAGCCGCCGUCGCCGCGUCAGCGGCGGCCGCGGCCGGGGCUUCAGGCGAUGCUGAUCAGUACGGCCGCUUCGCGCCGCCGCUGCGUCCCGGCAGGAGUGGGGCCGGCGCUGCAGCCUCGCCGCUCGGCCUGCCGCCCGGCUUUGACGCGUUUGGUGGGGCCGGCGGCGGCGUCGGCAGUUACACGCUGAGCCCGGGGCUGGCCGCUGACCUGGCGCUGCUGCAGGGGACCGCCACCGGCGGCGGCGGCGGCGGUGGCGGCCACGGCUUCGGGGCUGGCCCCGGUGUCCUGCGGGCCGGCAGUGGCGGCGCAUCCUCUCCGGGCCCGGCGCACGGCCGCAUCCCGCUCGACCGCCCUCCUGCCGAUGCCUUUGGGCAGACACAGGCGACAUACGGACACCCGUCCGCGCCGGCAGCGGCGGCGUCCCUGCCGUCUGCGCUUCUCUCGCCUGGUACCCCUGCCACGCGCGCAGGCGGCAGCGGACCGCCGAUCGGCGGCCUGUUCUCGCCAGAUCAGUCUCAGGAGGAGCAAGAGCAGUGGGAGCUGCUCCGCAGGUCCCAGCAGGCGCUGGCCGACCGCGCGGCGGCCGCUGCAGGCGCGCCCGUCUCUGCUGUGCCCUCCGCCGGCGACACAGAUUCCCUGCCCACUUGGGCGCAGCCGCAGCAGCAGCACCACCAGCAGCAGGAGCAGCAGCAGGCCCACCACCCGCACCCGCACCAGUACCAGCACCGUGACCAGCAGCAGGGGCAGCAGCAGCAGCAGCAGCAGCAGCAGCAGCAGCAGCAACAGCAGCACCACCAUCGCCACCACCACCACCACCACCAGCAGCAGCAGCAGCAGCAACAGCAGCAGCAGCAGCAGCAGCGACAGCAGCAGCAGCAGCCAGAUGGCCGUGGUGAGCAGCCCCUUGCGACGGCGGCGCUGCUCCCGCUGAGCCCACCGCCCCCAACCACGGCCCCGCCCCCCCUGUUUUACAGCGGCAGUCCCCUGCUUGGGCGCGCUGCCCACGCCGCCGCCAGCAGGGGCGGUGCCAGGCCGGGGCGUGGUGGGGCCGACAGCGGUGGCGACGGCGGCGCCGCCGCACUCCCACCAGCCGGCGCGUCGCCCGGCGCACCCUCCAGCCACAAGGUCGUUUCGCCGUUCCUGGCGGCCCAGGCUGCGGCCACAGGAGACGAGCAGGCGGCCGGCGGCGGCGGCGCCCACUGGUGUGACAGCGGCACGGGUGGUGCAGCAGGCUCGCACGCCAACUCCAGCGCCGUGGCCGCUUCGGCCGCCCCUGCAGGUGGGGCGCCCGCUGCCCCUGGGCUGCCUAGCGGCUUGCAUGAGGCCGCCGCGGCCGCGCCGCCGCAGGCCAGCGGGCGCGGCAGCGGCGGCGGCGUGCUUCCGCUGGCGCCCGGCCUGGCGCACUUGCCCCGCCAGCCGGCCGCGUACGGCUAUGGGCACGACGUGGCACAAAGGGCCAGCCCUGGCCGCGGCGCAAGCCUGGCGGAGGCGCUAGGGGCAGCAGAGCUCGACCUGGGGACCGCCUCAGGCCAGGCGCUGCCGCUGGCCGCCGUGCACACGCACGUCCAGGCGGCCGAGCAGCAGGCGCCCUAUGUGAAGCUCGAAGACGACCCGGGCGGCAGCAACCGCGGCGGCGGCAGCGCGGCCGCCAGCGGCGGCGGCGACGGCCAGCAUGCCGGCCGCGGCGCGGCGCCGCUGGACGCGGGCCGGCGCCAGCAGCAGCCGGCGCCCGGCGCCGUUGUGCUGCUGCGGCGGCGCGUGUCCGCGGGGCCGUCCUCCCGGGGCCACCAGGCGCCCAGCGCAGAGGCGGUCGCUGUGUUUGCGCGCUCCGCCGCUGCCGCGGCGGCGGUGCGCCGCCCAUGCGCGCCCUCCUCCGUAGGCAGGCCACCCGCGGGGCAUGCGGCGUGCGGCCGCGCGGACGGCGGCGGCUGUGGCGGCGGCGUGGGUGGGUGUGGGGCCGGAGGUUGCUGCUGGGGCGGGGAGGGGGAGGGCGAGGAUGCGGUGGAGAUGAUCGAGGGGGGCGCCGCGCUCGCAGCGGGGCAGUACGGCUGCUGUGCGGCCGCAGGCGCGAUGCCGAGCGCGAUGGAUGAGGACGGCCGCUGCUGCGGCGCCUGCGAGUGA